CUGAGCAAGAUGGCAGAAGGAGGUGUGACUGAUCUAGUCUUGGAUGAGACUCAGAAGGAACUUCAAGAAUGUCCUAUCUGUUACACUGAGUACAAGGAUCCUAGGAUGCUAGACUGCUCACACAGCUUCUGCCUGAAAUGUCUGCAAGAACUCAGACUGACACAAAAUAAGGACGACAAGAAUAUUGUCUGUCCAUUGUGUCGAAAGGAAACUGCCCUGACUGAAGCUGGCGUGGACAUGCUACCUGGAGGAUCAAAGGAUAUCAAUCAACUGGAGCAGACUGAAGGUCAGGGGUUAAAAGUCAUGUGUCAGGCAUGUGAUGAGGAAAAUGAAGCAAUUUCUCGAUGCAUGGAUUGCAAGCAUUAUCUCUGUCAAGAAUGCCAGAAGGCACACAAUCGAAUGGCAGUACUGACAAAGGGUCACAAGAUUGUAGCUUUGACAGAGCUACCUGUUGAGUCCCAAGAAAUAACAGAGGACACUGAACUCAAGAAAGUUCCCAAGUGUCUCAAGCAUCCAGAUCAAGAUCUCUGUCUGUAUUGUAACACAUGUGAAGUCCUCAUAUGCAGUGAAUGCACAAACAUUGAUCACAAAGAAUCCAUACAUUCUCACGUCAGCAUCGACCAGGCGGACAUUUACGUUACCGACUUGACAAGAUGCUGGUAA
Patiria miniata (bat star) is the source of this 663-nucleotide messenger RNA. Its product is annotated as tripartite motif-containing protein 45-like. Gene Ontology annotation, molecular function: zinc ion binding; ubiquitin-protein transferase activity. NCBI's taxonomy places the organism in Eukaryota, Metazoa, Echinodermata, Asteroidea, Valvatida, Asterinidae. Bases 10 to 663 code for a protein of 217 amino acids. The transcript is spliced from 2 exons. Gene Ontology annotation, biological process: positive regulation of DNA-templated transcription. Gene Ontology annotation, cellular component: chromatin; nucleoplasm. The record is from RefSeq and is a predicted model, not a curated record.